Messenger RNA from Lagenorhynchus albirostris (white-beaked dolphin), 3535 nucleotides. RefSeq names its product flavin-containing monooxygenase 5-like. The record is from RefSeq and is a predicted model, not a curated record. The transcript is spliced from 12 exons. Gene Ontology annotation, molecular function: flavin adenine dinucleotide binding; N,N-dimethylaniline monooxygenase activity; NADP binding. NCBI's taxonomy places the organism in Eukaryota, Metazoa, Chordata, Mammalia, Artiodactyla, Delphinidae. Bases 1934 to 3535 code for a protein of 533 amino acids.
GUGCAAUGAGUGAGCCUCACCCUGGGAAAACCACCUUCAUGAUCAUGGUAUCUCCCCUGCCAGAAUACAAGAAAUGACGAUUCUGAAAAAGAAGCUGAUGACAAGAAUAAGGGAUAGGAAGAUGACCUGUUUGCUUGAAGAGCGAGGACUCUCGCCCUAUUUCCUGCACAGGUGUACCCAACAUGGUUCUCACUGGAAUUACAGCAAAUUGGAAGACAGUGGUGGUGACACAGGGUGAAGAGCUACUUUUCAAAGGGUGAGACACAAGAAUGGCUUUUAGGAAUUUUCCCCCAAAGUAAUCUGUGACUGGAUCCUGUUGCCGAAACUUGGCCUCUGUUCACCGGUGCCGAAGAGAAAUGCGGAGACAGAGUUUUGGGUGAAGCAGAAAAGAGUAGCUUUUAUUGCUUUGCCAGGCAGAGGGGGCCACAGCGGGCUAAUGCCCUCAAGACUGUGUGACCCACCCUGGAGGGCGUAGUGAGGAGCCUUACAGCGUUGGAGGAGCAGGGCGUGAUCAGCUCGCAGACAGUUCUCGGAUUGGCUGGCAUCAAAGUGAAGUUUCAAGCGUCAUCAACCCUCUGGUUUCAACCAGUCCAGGGUCUAUGUGCUUGUGGGCGGCACUUUCCAUCCGGAGGGGGUCUGCGCCCUGUAAAACCACUUAGGAGUGUGUGUCGGGCCUUCAUCGGUAGCUUCAGUGAACUGGGAGUUCGGUGAUUCUGCCGUGUGGCGGAUUUAUAGUCUACGUUGCUGCCCGUUCCCCAGCCCAACAGCUGUUCUUUGUUUCUACACCUUCACAUUCCCGAAUCACUAACUCUUGAGUCAGCACUUUACUUCAAAAGACAAGGGCACGGGGCCUCGUACACGGUUUCAAUCCUGACCAGCUCUGAGAUUUACACGAUGCAUAUGCUGUUGUUUUCAUAAAUGUUAACGUCCGUAAAAUGAAGUUCUUAGAAGCAUUAUUUGAGUUCUCCAUUGACUACUGAUUACACCAUCAAUGCCUUCCAGCCCUGGCAGCACAGGGAGGAAGGAAGAAUUCCUGGGAUGCUUGCAUCACCACAGGGCAAGAGGUCCUCAAAUUUUACUGCUUUAUCUUUAAGUAAAACUUUAUAGUUCGGCUGACUUUUCAUCCAUUCUUGCUGAUUCUGCCAGUGAGUUCCUCUGUAGUGACGGCCAAAGGCACUCAUGGAAAAUACUUAACCAAGCGUAAAGGCAGAAGUCGAGGUCACUUCAUCUACUACGGAAGUGGGGCAUGUGUCUACCUCAGGCCUGAGUCUUUCGCUGGGUCUUUUGGUAACUGGUGGCGGUGGUGGUGACAAUGUUUGAGUUGUUUUAUUUUUUAUUUUUGUUUUAUCUUUAUUUUAUUUAUUUAUAUUUUUGGCCACGCCGGCGGGGGCCUGCGGGACCUUAGUUCCCCGACCACGGAUCGAACCCCUGCCCCCUGCAGUGGAAGCUCACAGUCUAAGCCCUGGACCGCCGGGGAAGGCCGUGAGUUUUUUGUUCAUGUUGUCGUUCGUUUUAGUUUCUCAACUGUUACUAGGAAAUAAUUGUGGAGCAAGUGCUUGGUUUUAAUUCUGGAAGGCAAAAGAACGUAACUAAGGACUUUUCCCGAGGAACGCUUUGAGAUCUUUAUGUCCAUUUGUGGUGUGACUUACCCACUUUUCAAUUAAGGAUUCUUAAUUAAAGGAAAACAAGCUUAUUCAUAGGUUUGAAUCAGUGUUAUAGAACAAGAGGUUUUCGACUGGGAUCCGCAACCCACCCGCAUCAGAAACGUGUGGUCUGUGUUUACGUGAAAAACUGCAGACUCUAGGGCCUCACACCAACGAAACCUCCGGGGAUUGGAGCCCAGGAAGGAGCUUCUGUAAUCUCCACAGCUGAUUCUGAGGCACUCUAAAUGACAGGUUACACUGACCCAGCCCGGUGAAGAUCUCUGGAGACCAUGACCAAGAAAAGAAUUGCUGUGAUUGGGGGAGGAGUGAGUGGGCUCACGUCUAUCAAGUGCUGCCUGGAAGAAGGCUUGGAGCCUGUCUGCUUUGAAGGGACUGAUGACAUCGGAGGGCUGUGGCGGUUUCAGGAAGAACCUGAAGAAGGGAGGGCCAGUAUUUACAAGUCAGUGGUCAUCAACACUUCUAAGGAGAUGAUGUGCUUCAGUGACUACCCCAUCCCAGAUCACUAUCCUAACUUCAUGCACAACUCCCAGGUCCUGGAGUAUUUCAGGAUGUAUGCCAAAGAAUUUGACCUUCUAAAGUACAUUCGAUUUAAGACCACCGUGUGCAGUGUGAAGAAACAGCCUGAUUUCUCCACUUCAGGCCAAUGGGAGGUGGUCACGGUAUCUGAAGGGAAAAAGGAGGUGAAUGUCUUCGAAGGAGUUAUGGUUUGCACUGGCCAUCACACCAAUGCUCACUUACCCUUGGAAAGCUUCCCUGGAAUUGAGAAGUUCAAAGGACAGUACUUCCAUAGUCGAGAUUAUAAGAAUCCAGAGAGUUUCACUGGAAAGAGAGUCAUUAUAAUUGGCAUUGGGAAUUCUGGAAGCGAUCUGGCUGUGGAAGUUAGCCACACAGCCAAGCAGGUUUUUCUCAGCACCAGAAGAGGGGCUUGGAUCUUCAAUCGUGUCGGAGAUUAUGGAUAUCCUUUUGAUGUGUUGUUGACUUCUCGAUUUCAAUAUUUUAUGAGGAAGAUUUGUGGUCAAUCAUUAGCAAAUAUAUUUUUGGAAAAAAAGAUGAACCAAAGGUUUGAUCAUGAACUGUUUGGCCUGAAGCCUAAACACAGAGUUCUGAGUCAGCAACCAACCAUAAAUGAUGAUCUGCCAAACUGUAUAAUUUCUGGCUUGGUGAAGGUGAAAUCAAACGUGAAGGAAUUCACAGAGACAGCGGCCAUAUUUGAGGAUGGCUCCAGGGAGGAUGACAUUGAUGCUGUUAUCUUUGCUACAGGCUAUAGCUUUGCCUUUCCUUUUGUUGAAGAUUCUGUCAAAGUAGUCAAAAACAAGAUAUCUCUGUAUAAAAAGGUCUUCCCUCCUAACCUAGAAAAGCCAACUCUUGCAAUCAUAGGCUUGAUCCAGCCCUUGGGUGCCAUUAUGCCCAUUUCAGAGCUCCAAGGACGCUGGGUCACUCAAGUAUUUAAAGGGAUAAAGACAUUGCCCUCACAAAAUGAAAUGAUAAAAGAAAUAGCUAAGGUUCGAGAGGAUAUGGCCAAAAGGUACGUGGACAGCCAACGCCAUACCAUUCAGGGAGACUAUAUAGAUACCAUGGACGAGCUUGCUGACCUGGUGGGCGUCAGGCCCAAUCUGCUGUCCCUGGCCUUCACUGACCCCAAAUUGGCAUUACAGUUAUUUUGGGGACCCUGUACUCCAAUCCAGUAUCGGCUACAGGGCCCUGGAAAGUGGGAUGGAGCUCGAAAAGCUAUCCUCACCACAGAAGAUCGUAUCAGGAAGCCGCUAAUGACAAGAGUAACUGAAAGCAACAAUUCCACAACUUCAACAAUAACAAUGGCCAGGUUUAUGCUGGCUGUGGCUUUCUUUGCUAUAAUUAUGACCUAUUUUUAG